UCAGAACAAAGCGGUGUGAGUGGUGACUUAUGACGUCAGUCGACUUAAGUUUUUAGUAGCAAAACAAAAAUGGCGAAGUUAUGUGUGAUGUGUGGUAGUUUGUGCGCGUAUUUUCUUUUAUUUCUUGCAACUGCAGCCGUUUGUUCUGUAAAUGAUUACUACUACUACAAAACGGACUUCCGAGACGACAGAUACGAAUUUCAUUUACCACAAGGGCACAGACUUCGUAGAGAUGCACAAAUCGAAAGCAACCAAAGCAAUACAAGAAAUAGCACAGAAGUGCUGGCAAAACCAAAUGAGACGAAAAUAGCACCGAGUCAAGCAACGGAGAAAAGCAACGAUGGACUUUCAGUCGCUAAUAAAACGGUAACAGACAAUAAACUCUCGUCAGUCAAGGCGAAAUUGGAGAAAACAACUAAACCAAUGUUGAAUGGAAACACAACGAAAAUCUCUUUGGAAGUUGUCCGCAAGAACUUAGGUGAAAACGGAACGGGCAUUCGAAAAAACAUCACAACUAUAAAGCCUAUAUUACUAUCUAAUCAAACAUCCACGACAAUCCCCGAUUUACAAAAUAUCACUAUAACUGAAGAAACAACCGACGACCAACAACUGUCAAUUGAUAGGUUCCCACCGGACGAAGACAGUGAGGCUUUCAACAAAACUCUAACUGAACAUCACAUAACAAAUUCAACUCAGGACAACCACUUAUACUACAACAGCACCAUACGAAAUGAUCCUGAAGCAGGACAGUUUUAUUGGGUUGACUUAAAGAACAAUACAGACGUAAAAAUCAACGAACUUUUGUCAAGAUCACAUCGUCGAGCAGCUACGGUCCAAUUAAAUUUCGAAUUUCCAUUUUACGGACAUUUGAUUAAGAACGUAACAAUUGCCACUGGAGGGUUUCUGUAUACAGGAGAUUACGUUCAUUCUUGGCUUGCUGCCACUCAGUACAUCGCCCCUUUAAUGGCGAAUUUUGAUACAAGCAUAUCAAACGAUAGUUACAUAAGAUAUCUGGACAACGGAACGGCGUUCACAGUGGAGUGGGAAAAAGUAUCAUUACAAGAUAAAUCCAACGAAGGCGAAUUCACCUUCCAGACAACGUUGCACAAAAACGGUGAUAUAGUGUUCGUUUACAAGAAUGUUCCUUUAUUCAUUAAAAACAUAACUGAUGAUCACCACCCGGUUAAAGUAGGACUUUCAGACGCCUACAUUAUCGACCGCACAAUAUUUUUGGUUCGCAGGAAGACAAUAUAUGAAUAUCAUCGUAUCAACUUUGGUAAAGAAGAUAUAAGAAACUGGACUGUCAUCUACCUUACAGCUUUACCCACGUGUUUACAACAUGAAGACUGCAUGUCGUGCAUCAAAACAGCCAUACCCUCAUUUCAGUGCUACUGGUGUCCAAUCAUAAAGCGAUGUUCCAAUGGGGUCGACAGAAACCGUCAAGACUGGUUGACCAAUCACUGCCAAAGCAAACAGCUCAAUGAAACAAUAUGCUCACACAUAACCGGCUCAGACAUUUUUGAUAAAAGCAACAUCACUUACGUACAUGAUGCCAACGAGUUCCAGCAGAAGUUGGCGUCUGGUGGAGCUUUUGAUAACCCAAGGGUGUUAGCGGCGAAUCAGCCUGUGAAAAUGGGAGUUUCUAGUAUCGUGGCAAUAUUAUUUUUAAUAGCGAUGGUGGCUGGGUUAGCACUUUGGGUUCUCUAUGCUUACAGGAAUCCGCACACUACCAGCGGUCAAAUAUUAAUUAGGUAUCGACCAAGUCAGUGGCGAUGGCGAAGAGGAGAAGCAAGAUACACGGCAGCUACAAUACACAUGUGACAAAUUUUAGUAUUGUAUCAUUCCAUUCGCGUGGUGAAAUUUUUGCUUUCCAUCUUUGAUGCAAAAUUUUUGGACUUUUUAAUAGGUUAAUGACGUCGCAUUAUUGAGAGAUAUAUUUAGAUGCAAUAUGGUAAUAGAACUGAGGAAAGUUAUCAAGAUCUGUUAUAUCUAUUUACCAUUAAUGACGCUUUUCUGUGAUAAAUUUUACAAAAACGUCCAAAUUGAAUAAACGUUAUUUCUUCUAAUCAAAAAUUGUUGCCUUCUGAAGUGCCUAAAUUAUACUAAUACGUACAUUUGAAAUAAUAUUUUCAUCAUGUUCUAUUAAAGUUUUUGUUUAUUUGUACUUUUUAUUGUAUAUAGGAAUCUCGUAUUCAAGUUUUUAUAGAUGAGUAGGUGUUACUGUGGCCAAUACAGCUCUGUAUUAUUUUGUAUUAUUUUAACUAAAAUUGUAGUAUUCUUUGUUUGAGUAAUUAUUUGCCUUGAUUUGGCCACAUGAAUAUUUUACUCUUCCAAAUAUUUGGUAUUCAGCCACAAACUGCUUAGUGUAUCUUAUCACCAUUAUUGUAAAAAUUUUAUCUAUGACUAUUAUGACAAUCUAUAAAGGCUAUUACUGGCUAGAAGUCACCCGUAAAAAUUGUUUUUGAAUUAGCUUAUGUUGAACAUUUAAAUUCUUUAAUAAAUUUUAUACUUGA
Molecule: messenger RNA, 2513 nt
Organism: Zophobas morio
Lineage: Eukaryota; Metazoa; Arthropoda; Insecta; Coleoptera; Tenebrionidae
Product: plexin domain-containing protein 2
Exons: 9
Coding region: 70-1821 (583 amino acids)
Source: RefSeq, a predicted model, not a curated record